AUGCUUCUUAUAAUUAGAAAAAAUUUUAAAAAUUGUACAUUUCUGAAAUAUGGCAAUGAAGAAAUAUUUAAAAGCUUUUUCUUUUUUAAAAGGAGAAUAAGUAACGAUAUAAGCACAUCAACUCAGUUGAUUGUAAAAUGUGUUAAUGAAGCUUAUAAAUCUAAAAGUUUUAGUAAAAUAAAAUGGAAUUGUAUAAGUAAUGACAUUUUAAAAAAUAAAAAUGAUUUUAAUCUAAAAGAAAUAUUAAAUAUAAUAAAUGUAUUAAGUCAUUUGCAUUUUGGGAAGAAUAUAUUAACUCAGUUUAAGUCAUUAAUUAUACCAAAAUUAAGUGAUCUUAAAUCAAAUUAUAUAACAAAAAUUCUUAUAUCCUAUAUAAAAGCAAAUAUUAAAGACAAUAAUUUUUAUCAUCUUCUGUGUGUAAAAAUUCAAAAUAAUUUAAAUGAAAUAUCACAUUCUUCUUUAAUUAAUUUGUUAUACAAUAUAAACUUUUACUCAAAUAUGAAAAAUGAUCAUUUAUCAAGCAUAGAAAAGCAAAUUUUAGCCUAUUUAGCGAAAGAGUUUCAAACAUAUAAUCUUGAUGGAAGUAAAAAUAUAAAAUAUAACGAUAAUAUAAGUACAUAUAAAAAUGAAAACUCAAAAAUUAAUGAACUUUUGAAAAAAAAUACAACAGAAAAUUGCACUAACCCUAACAUAAAAAAAAAUUCUAGUACAAAAGAGAAAAAUGAAACAAUAAAUAAUUUAAAAUAUUUUUAUUUUGAAAAUUAUAAUUUUAUAUUACUUUUUUAUUCUCUUAGCCAGUAUUUAUUUGAUUUACAUUUGAAAAAUAAAAAUAAUCCCAUUAAUGAUUAUUUUUUUAAUCAAUUAAACAAAUGUCAUGAUAUAGUAAAAAAUAUUAUAUUUCAUAAAAAUGAACUAACUUUGCUUGAAGAAAUAAAUCCUUUUCACACAUUUUUAUUAUAUAAAGCUUGUUUAAACACUAUUUAUACAUUUGAUGACAAAUCUAUACAUAAAAUUUUAUUAAAUCAUAUUAAAGAGAAAAUAAAUAACUUCAUUUUACUUAUAAAAAAUAAUGAUAAAAAUAUAAAAGGACAAACUAAUGAAAUGAUAAGAUAUUUGGAUAUAUUAAAACAAAAUUUAAUUCAUUAUUCUGAUAACAAAAAACUUCAUUUUCAAUAUUAUUUUAAUAAUAAUGUUAUGUUAAUUAAAAGUAUAUUAUCCAUAUUACAAGAAAAAAAUAAAAACGACAUAAAAAAAUAUUAUAUAUGGCAUAGAGAAAAAGUAGAAAAUAUACAAAAAAUUCUAAGGUUAAUUGAAAUAGAAAAAUAG
Molecule: messenger RNA, 1326 nt
Organism: Plasmodium relictum
Lineage: Eukaryota; Apicomplexa; Aconoidasida; Haemosporida; Plasmodiidae
Product: conserved Plasmodium protein, unknown function
Exons: 2
Coding region: 1-1326 (441 amino acids)
Source: RefSeq, a predicted model, not a curated record